This is a messenger RNA of Gastrolobium bilobum, 894 nucleotides long. RefSeq lists its product as uncharacterized. NCBI's taxonomy places the organism in Eukaryota, Viridiplantae, Streptophyta, Magnoliopsida, Fabales, Fabaceae. The coding region runs from base 307 to 810 and encodes 167 amino acids. The record is from RefSeq and is a predicted model, not a curated record. The transcript is spliced from 2 exons. Gene Ontology annotation, molecular function: acyltransferase activity, transferring groups other than amino-acyl groups.
AGAGGGAGAAAAAAAAGAAAAUAAAGACCAGGCAAUAAAUUUCCGCUCAUCAGAUCACCAAUGUAUAGGAAUAGAAUCAAAAUAGGGUUAAAUACAUCUUUUGUUAGUGCAAAAUGACUCUUCUUAUGUCGUAGACACAAGAGUGAAGUGGAUGAGAAAAGAAAAAAAUGUUAGCGAGUCCCACCUACAAUUGGAGUCAGCUGCAAAGUCUCUCCUCUCCUAUUAAAUAAGAGAUACAAAGCCCAUCAAAAUAUAUAGUUUUUAACUUACAAGGCCAUCCGGUAAUAGUUGGUUCAGUCACUAGUAAUGGCGAAUGUGGCGAUUGUUGAGCUUGACAAAAACUGUGCUAAGACAGUGGAAGAGAUAGUGAAAUUGGAGAGAAAGAUCUUUCCCAAGCACGAAUCACUCGCUUCAUUCUUUGAAGAUGAACUGAGAAAGAAGAACAGUGGUUUGCUUUAUCUUCACGCGGAUGGCGAACUUGUUGGCUAUGUCAUGUAUUCUUGGCCUUCUUCCUUGUACGCCUCUAUCACCAAGCUCGCAGAAGCUUCUGCCUCAGUAUGUCAUAUUUUGGUUUUACUAGUGAAGGAGCAAUGGAGGAGGCAAGGCCAUGGAGAGGCACUUCUAAAAGCGGCAAUUCAGAAAUGCAGGGCAAGGAAAGUUUCGCGCCUAAUGCUUCACGUGGAUCCCUUGAGGACCCCUGCACUGAAUCUUUACAAGAAACAUGGUUUCCAAGUUGACAGUUUGAUUGAAGGCUACUACUCCUCAGAUAGAAAUGCCUAUAGAAUGUAUUUGGACUUCGAUUCCAAUUGAAGGAGAGAUUGAAUAAACAUUUUAUGUAUGUUGUAUGGCCAAUUUAAACGACAAUUUUGAGUAAUGAUUGACAAGCGUUUAAUA